Messenger RNA from Bactrocera tryoni, 1031 nucleotides. RefSeq lists its product as uncharacterized. The coding region runs from base 162 to 821 and encodes 219 amino acids. NCBI's taxonomy places the organism in Eukaryota, Metazoa, Arthropoda, Insecta, Diptera, Tephritidae. The record is from RefSeq and is a predicted model, not a curated record. The transcript is spliced from 3 exons.
UAGCAAGUGCCAGUUUAGUUUUACCCUUCGAACGAGUUCGACGACGUUGCGACGGUGUUGGAUUUAAGAGACCCAAAGCCAAAAACCAGGACAUAAUAAGUGCAAAUAUUCUCUUGUUUCGAAAUUUUUCGUUUGAAGUGAAAAGAAAAAUCGUUUUGAAAAUGUACAAGUUCUUGCAAUACGCAGCAAUCGUGAGCUUAAUCUGCCUUUUCGGCAGCAACGGCGUUGAGGCGCAAAAAUUGACCUGUCAGAAUGCGAGCAGUUUAACGAAUCUUGAUAGCACUUUUGAAGGCCAGUGGUACGAGGCCAUCCGCAGCCCAGCAAGCGAGUGGAGUUGUGUUGGUCUCGAUAUUUACUCAAACACUUCGGGCAUAUAUCUCAACCUAACCACACCACAGACAACGGCCGCGCUGAAUUUAAAUCAAACCUCAACCUAUCUACUCAAACCAGUCAAUGGAACCAACUCAAGCAGCGCAGUGAAUGUCACCUCACCCGCUGACGGUUACACUUACGCAACAAGCAGUAGCGUAAAUGUGACAAUCAAAGUACUUCUGGCGAAUAGUUCCAGUUAUGCGGUGCUCUGUGGCUAUAGCUCGAACUCAAACAGCUCUUUUGGCCUUGUAAUGACGCGCCAGCGUUCGGUGGCAAACGCCACAUUGACAUCGUAUGUUGGACUAGUCAACAGCACUUAUGCUGAUUUCGACAAUUUGACCACUGUGGAUCAGGGAACAGCCUGCUAUCAGAGCUCAGCCGCCACUCACGCCUCGGCCUUAUCGCUGGUUUUCGCAGUUAUAUAUGCCGUCACUAAGUUCAUUAAAUAAGUGCGAAGCCUAUUAAUACAAAUAUACAUGUACAUAUGUUGAUUUAAUUUUUUAGAUUAUUAAAUUUCAUUACACAAUUUAAAUUAUAUACAUACGAACUUAUGUUAUUGCUGCUACACACAACUGUGCAUAUAUGAAUAACGGUACUUAAAAUUGGCUUAAAAGAACAAAUACAACAACAAUAGAAAUAAUUCAAGUGGCGAAAAUCCA